CUCAGCCGACACAAAACUAAGGACUAGAAAUGGGCCGAGAACUUCCAAAAUGGGCCGUCCCCCGCCUUGUUUUUCUCUGCAACUCUUCAAUUAACUCUCCCCAGAAAUCAGCAAAGAGCUCAAUCACACGCUCGAAUUCAUCUCUCUGCUGGCAGAUGAGAAGCGCCACUCGACCCAGCCAACGGCGACCAUUUCCGACUCCUCUCUCUACCUCCGGUUGGUUUUCGCUUCCAUUUCUGUGUUUUUUGAGCUCGAUAUGAUUUGGUUUUUGAAACCUUAGGGGCUCGAAACGAAGUCGGUGACCUAUGGAAUUGCCCUACUUGGAUCCCUGACUUAUUAGGUACGUAGUUCAAAUCACAAUUUUACCUUUCAAUUUUGCAGUUACUGAAAUCCAAAUUUCUUUUUUACCUUACUUAUUGUGUUCUUUAGUUUGACGAUCAAUCCAGAAGUUAGUACUUAGUGGUUUUCAGCUCCGCAUAGCGUGUUCAAUUUCGAUUAUUGGUACCAUUACUAUGAUGUUGUAGUAUCCUCUUGGUAAACCUCACUGUCCAGGAAUUUUGAUCUUUCGUAACGGUUAGUGUAAUUUGGUAUCGGUUCGGGGAGUGUUAUGGAUUGGAACAAGCGAAAUGUUCUCGGCCAACGGCCUAGUGUGCAGUUUAAAAGAAAAGGGAGCAGUAACAAGAGAGGGAGCUGGAAUAGUUCAAACCAAGAACAGUCUUCGGGCAAUGCUCAGUCCCUCGAGACUGUGUAUCGUAUACUCUGCCCCUCUAAGAAAAUUGGCGGUGUGAUUGGGAAAGGCGGUGGGAUAAUAAAAUCACUGAGAGAAGAGACACGGUCCAAGAUUACGGUUGCUGAUUCUGUUCCCGGUUCGGAUGAGAGAGUGAUUAUAAUCUUUAGUCCCCCAAAUAAAAUUCCGAGGAAACAAAAUAAUGAUGAAGAUUUAGAUAAGGGUGAUGGACAGGAGCCCUUGGAGCUACACUGUGCUGCCCAAGAUGCACUUCUGAAAGUUCAUGACAGAAUCGUAGAGGAAGAUCAUGAUGAUGGGGUUACAUUUGAUGAUGAUAAUGAGAAUAUUGUUGUCACAAGACUUCUAGUUCCAAACAACUUGGUAGGAUGUCUUCUAGGAAAGCAUGGGAGUGUUAUUCAAAGAUUGCGAAAUGAGACACAUGCAAACAUUCGUGUUCUUCCUGCAGAUCAGCUUCCUACUUGUGCUAUGGAAACUGAUGAGUUGGUGCAGAUAUCUGGAAAACCGGGCGUGGCGAAAAGAGCACUUUAUGAAGUGUCUACCCUAUUGCAUCAGAAUCCACGUAAGGACACACCUCCUUUGAAUUUGACUGUACCUUUUGGGGGUCAGGGGUUUCAUCUGCCAGGAGCCCCAAAUUUUCUCCCACCUGGCAAUCAAAUGUGGCCUAAUAGGGAGCCUGCCCACAGUAUUCCACCAAUGCCAUGCAUAGGAGAGUAUGAAAGCUCUGAAUAUGCCCGAGGGGGUUUUAUUGGUGGUCCGGAGUGGCAUGGGGUUGAAGCUCCAGCUGAGUUUUUUAUUAAGAUUUUGUGUUCAGCGGGGAAAAUUGGUGGGGUUAUUGGCAAGGGGGGUUUCAAUGUGAAACAGUUACAAGAGGAGACAGGAGCCAGUAUACAUGUUCAGGAUGCAUCAACAAACUCAGAAGAACGUGUAAUUCGUGUCUCUGCUUUUGAGGCUUUGCGGAAUCCAAGGUCGCAAACAAUUGAGGCAAUUCUUCAGCUUCAGAACAAAGCUAGUGAAUCAUCUGAUAAAGGUACGAUCACGACGAAGCUUCUUGUCCCAUCAAGUAAAGUUGGCUGCAUCCUUGGACAAGGAGGGCAAGUUAUUAACGAGAUGAGAAGGAGAACCCAGGCAGAUAUUCGUGUGUAUUCAAAAGAUGAUAGGCCUAAGUGUGCAGCUGAAGAUGAAGAGCUUGUGCAGAUAUCUGGUAACUUUGUCGUUGCUAAAGAUGCUUUGGCUGAGAUUACAUCAAGACUGAGAGUGAGAACUCUGCGUGAUACAAAUGCUGGAGAAGAACAUGCUCAUGUGGGCCCUCCGCCUAGAUUUGGUCCUCCAGGCAGCUUACCUGUUAGAGGAAUGCCACCACCACCCCGUGCAAUUAGAGCUUCCAGCUCUGGUCAAUAUGAUCAUCUAAAGGUUGGUGGAUAUGAAUAUGAACCAGAGAGAUACCCGGUUCCUCCCGCUGCCUCUGGCUAUCAAAGAGUCAACAGAGCUCUGGAUGGUAGGAUUCCGAACAGUGCAGUUGAUUCGUUUACUGGAAUAGAAGGGAGCAAUGUUUCCCAUCUUCGAGAGGUUUCUCAAGCAAGAGUGAGAUUCCAAGACUCCCACAGUACUCUUCCUGAGCGUGUUUCUGAGAUCCGUGGUCCUGGUCAGUUGAAUGCAGCACAAAAUAUCCUUCAGGCCCUCACGGCCUCUGUUGGUCAAAAUGCUAGUGCUCAGCCUAGCUCCAACCAUAAUGCAAAUACUCUGCAAGGUUCCUACUCCAACAUCUCUGAUCAUCAAAGCCCGUACCAUAUCAAUGCUCCAAGAAGCCCAUACCGAAUGAAUGAUCCACACAGUCCCUAUCGAGGAAAUAUUCAGCAAAGCCCCUAUCAGAUCAAACCCCAGCAAAGCCCCUACCAAACCAAUGCUCAGAAAAGCCCCUACCGUAUCAAUUCUCAUCAAGGCCCUUACCAAUUCAGUGCUCAGCAAAGCUCUUAUCAGUUGAGUGCUCCACAAGGACCAAACCCCAACAUCAAGGCUCCACAAGGUGCGCACAAUAACUUUAGCUCACAGCAAGGUGCGUACCAUAACCUUAACUCACAGCAAGGUGCGUAUCGUAACCUAAACUCACAGCAAGGUGCGUACAAUAACCAGUAUGACCUUAACCCACAGCAAGGAGCUUACAAGUACCGACCCUGAUGAUUUCAGAAUUUUUGUGCCAUAUUGUUUUUAGAUUACCCUUGUUAUUAGUGUACCAAUAUUAUACGUAGAAAUUUCUCUUAUGAGCUUUUAGGUCUCGCAUAAGAAAUGCCUAUAAAACUAUUAAUGGAUUCUUGAAUGGAGAUUAGUGGUCGGUUGUUUGCAAA
This is a messenger RNA of Argentina anserina (silverweed cinquefoil), 3090 nucleotides long. RefSeq names its product KH domain-containing protein At4g18375-like. The coding region runs from base 608 to 2923 and encodes 771 amino acids. Gene Ontology annotation, biological process: regulation of gene expression. NCBI's taxonomy places the organism in Eukaryota, Viridiplantae, Streptophyta, Magnoliopsida, Rosales, Rosaceae. The transcript is spliced from 8 exons. Gene Ontology annotation, cellular component: cytoplasm; nucleus. The record is from RefSeq and is a predicted model, not a curated record. Gene Ontology annotation, molecular function: mRNA binding.